Colletotrichum godetiae is the source of this 765-nucleotide messenger RNA. RefSeq lists its product as uncharacterized. The record is from RefSeq and is a predicted model, not a curated record. The coding region runs from base 60 to 581 and encodes 173 amino acids. The transcript has a single exon. Lineage: Eukaryota; Fungi; Ascomycota; Sordariomycetes; Glomerellales; Glomerellaceae.
GGGGAUCGGCGGGCACGGCCGGGUGGCCGGGGCCGGGUUGGGGGCCGGAUGAGACGGUCAUGGUUGAUGUUGCGGGAAGGGGUGUGUGUGUGUGUGUGUGUGUGAGUGCUUGGGUGCUUGUGUGUGGCGCAAGUUGGGGAGACGUUGACUCUCAGUCUCACACCAUAAGGCAGCUUAUUUCCUUUCCUGGGGAGCUUAGGUUGGGACCCUUGUAUCCGUACUCUGGCAAGCCUGCAAGAACGGCUCUUUUCACCCCUUGCUUAGGUCCUUCUAUAUCCGUACGAAGUAAAGAGCGAAGGAGUUUUGGUCGAUCAGGGGGUCGAUUCUUGCGAGUGCGAGACGGGGGAAAGAGAGAGUGCAAGGGGGUAGAAGACUUCGGCAGAGGGAAGGGAGAAAAGUCGGUAACCGGGGCCCUGGUCUACGGUCCCGUUAAGGUUUUGGAUGCCGAGUUAAAGAUAGCGCCCGCUGAAGCGCGUUCGUGCCAAGACAGUGGAACGCCCUUUUUCAACGGAUAUUGUCUGUGUGUUCCCGUUGCGCUUGGCGGCUUUGGUGAUGUGCGGCGCGCGCGUGUGUGUCUCUAGUAUUUUGCCGAUGGGAAAUUAGGUACACCAGCCCACUGUAGGGGGAAAAACAAACUGGAUGAAAGAAUGAUUUGUCGGAUGAGGCUCGUGCUCUGCAGAUGAUGAGGCGUCUAGGGAUAUAGUGUCUGUAUGUGCAUGCGAAGGGUGUGGGUGCAAAAUACGUACAAGAGAGCAACGAAGGGAC